Molecule: messenger RNA, 1155 nt
Organism: Hibiscus syriacus
Lineage: Eukaryota; Viridiplantae; Streptophyta; Magnoliopsida; Malvales; Malvaceae
Product: receptor-like protein kinase ANXUR2
Exons: 1
Coding region: 1-1155 (384 amino acids)
Biological process (GO): protein autophosphorylation
Cellular component (GO): plasma membrane; plasmodesma
Molecular function (GO): transmembrane receptor protein tyrosine kinase activity; ATP binding
Source: RefSeq, a predicted model, not a curated record
AUGGUCGCAUCGGCAUCAAAAUCUGCCGAUCCUGCCUCAGGCAAACACCCGUCUCCUAAUUUCUUCUCUUUCUGGAGAAAACCCAAGAAACUCAAAGAAGAUCCACCACCAUGGGCAAGAAUUUAUCGAAGGUUUACACUCGAAGAGCUCCGCUUCGCAACCCUAAACUUCAAUUCGAAACUAGGUCAAGGUGGUUUUUGUAGUGUUUACAAAGGUUUCUUCAAUGGCGACUUCAAGGAAACGGUUGUCGUCAAGAUGUAUUAUUCACUCAAUGGUCCUCAAUUAUUUCUCAGAGAGAUGGAAUCUCCAUCAAAGAGGGAUCACCCAAACAUCCUUUCUCUUAUUGGUUACUGUAUUGAGGGACCCCAUAGAUAUGUUGUUUCUGAAUACAUGCCCCAUGGAGAUCUCCAUGAUCAACUCCAUAAUCAAAAGACCCUGUUAUCAUGGAAAAGGAGGGUUGAAAUCUGCAUUGGAGCUGCUCGUGGAUUGGAGUUCUUACAUUCAGGUACCCCCUCGAUCAUCCACAGGAACAUUAAAUCUUCCAACAUUCUUCUCGACAGGAACUGGUUUCCAAGGAUUUCGGAUUUCGAGAUCUCCAGAUUUGUGCCAACAGGGUUGUCCGAAACAGACAGUCAUGUCAGCACCGUUGUAGCAGGCACUGUGGGGUAUUUAGACCCUGAAUAUUUGAGGACCGGUCAUCUGAGUCUGAAAUCUGAUGUUUAUAGCUUUGGGGUUGUGUUGUUUGAGGUGUUGUCUGCAAGAAAACCAAUUGAAAUGACCAUGACAGAGGAACAUGGGACACACGGGAUGCAAUGGUGGAGACAGUGUGUGGAAGAUGAUAGGGUUGGUGAAAUACUUGAUCCUCGAAUGAAUGACGAGGUUGUACCGGGGUGUCUUAGAGCAUACGCUGAUAUAGCAUACGCGUGCGCGAACAAUCGAGGAAGUGAAAGACCGACGAUGGCGGAUGUGGUGAAAAGGCUUGAGCAGAUGUUGUUGUUUCAGGAGUGUUUUGAAGCUGGUUUACCUUUCUCACCAUCAUCGCUAGGAUCUAUUGUACCUCCCCCAAAGAAGAAUGAGCCUUUGUUUGAGAUUGAGUUCCAGGACUCGGACAUGUCGGUAUCCAAUUAUGACUCCGACGAACUGCUUCGUGAUUGA